Messenger RNA from Aphanomyces invadans, 764 nucleotides. RefSeq lists its product as hypothetical. Bases 35 to 730 code for a protein of 231 amino acids. The record is from RefSeq and is a predicted model, not a curated record. NCBI's taxonomy places the organism in Eukaryota, Oomycota, Saprolegniomycetes, Saprolegniales, Verrucalvaceae. Gene Ontology annotation, molecular function: protein binding. The transcript has 3 exons.
UUCACACCAGUCGCUCAGUUUGAUCGGGCCCAUCAUGUUGGCGCAAUUGUCGCGCAGCGCCACCCGCGUCGCGGGUGUCCGUGCUCUGUCUACGAAGACCCAAUACGUGCUUCCUGCGUUCCCUGUCCUCUUAGAAGACUUGGAGCGAGAUGCCAAGCAGAACAGGUUCAUCAAGGUGAGCAAGCUCACCAACCUGUUCAAGCGCGUGACCAACAAAGACGAGUUGAACGCCGCGACGAGCGCAUUCAAGAUCUACGAGCGCAAGUACAUUGACCCAGUCGAAAAUACCGCGGGGGAAUUCAUCAAGGCGGCGAUCUCGCAGGAUGCCGGUGAUGUUGCCCUCAACGCCCUCGCAAACAACUUCCGUGUUGGCCUCUUUUUGAACGCUCGUUCGCUCAACAAGCUGCUCGCGUACUUCGAGGCAAAGCACGACGAUGCCAGUAUCAUCGCAGCUUUCGAGGCCACCAAGAAGUUCGAGUUCAAGCCCAAUGCCGCGACUUAUCACACCGUCGUCAGUGCACUAAUCCGAUCAGGCAACGCUGAAGCGGCGGCAGAAUUGGUACAAACCGCUGCGUCCCAAAACCAUCGCGUGUUGGAUGAAACCAAAGCGUUGAGCGAAGCUGCAAGUGUUUCUGCUGCGGCCGAAGUGGAAGUCUCUCCCGAAGCCGAGGAAGAAGCUGCUUCCCCUGCAAAGGACCCAGAAUCCAAGGAUAAGCCUUCCUCGGCGUAAUUGGACUUGCGCUAGAAACCAGUUUUUCUUCCCG